This is a messenger RNA of Diachasmimorpha longicaudata, 3805 nucleotides long. RefSeq lists its product as uncharacterized. Lineage: Eukaryota; Metazoa; Arthropoda; Insecta; Hymenoptera; Braconidae. The transcript is spliced from 4 exons. The coding region runs from base 550 to 813 and encodes 87 amino acids. The record is from RefSeq and is a predicted model, not a curated record.
CCGAUGAUUCCGGCUAUCUCAGCCAAAAACACGUCAUUCUCUAAUGUCUUGAGUUUUGUUGAGUGUUACAUCAGAUGGAAUAGCUAGUCACGAGCCUGUUGAUUUUAUAAUGAGUUUAUUCUAAUUGAGCAAUUUGUGCGGGUGAGCGACCGAGAGUUCCCGGAAUUCAAUGGGGAGAUAUUUGAGUUUAGUGGUUUAAUACCGCCUGGGUGACCCGCGGUGAGUCAUAUUUAGCUCAGUUACAUGGCUCCCCCGACGACCAUGGCCCAUCGAUUUCUCUGUGACGCACCUUCUCAUCGUAUGCUUUGUUUAUUCAUUCGUUGAUUGAUAAACAACGAUCGAUUUGCGGUGAAGAGAGCAGUCAUUCAUGAAAAUUUCAUCCUGAAUUAACGGAAUUAAUGGCUAAUUGUUCUCUGAGAAAUUUCAUGUUUUGCGCUUUACCAGGGGGAGGAUUCACGGGCAAAACCAAUUGUGAGUCUACACUCGAUCGAUAUACACGGCUGACGCACACGGAAAACCUCGUCGGCGGUGAAUUUGAGUGACGGGGUCAUGUUGGCGCAGCAGAAUUUAUUGUUCUAUCCUUCGUCGGUUUCCUUGAACGAUUUCAGUCCACAGAUUCGUGGGAGUAGCGGCUGGUGGCUGCAAUUUCGGGCGAAAUUUCCGGGAAUUUCCACCAGUGGAAUUCCUCGCGAGUGGAUCAGUCCAAUGAGAAUUGCAGAAGUGAUUAUCCAACACCGCAUCGUCUGUCCACUAAGUCAACAGGAAUUUCCCUCGCAUGGACUGCACAUUCCAGCCUGUGACGGUACUGUCUGACACAUCAAGGACCCAACGUUUUUCUUCAUUAUUUGUCUUUACAUCCGUACAUCUCAAGAAUCAGUAACAUAUACGGAUGGUAUAUAGGAUGUAAGACGGAUGUCAUGUAUGCGUGCAUUUGCGUGCCGUAAAUAACGGUGCGCCAACGGGGGAGAAGACGUUUAAAAAUAAGUUCACCCUACGAAAAGAGAGGAGAACGGUGAUAUUGAGAAGUGCAUGCAUCCCCUUAAUUUUCUUUUGCAUGUGUGACACACGAGAUGAAAAAAAAAAAUUCCAUUUCAACCGAAUUCACUGAAUUUAUUUCAAGUAUUUUUGCCGGCAUGAAAUUGGCAAAUCGUCGUGCAGCGAUUGCCGGGGAAAUAAUAGUCCCUAUCAAUACGUAUCAAUUUCUGUAAUUUAAUGGAAUUGGAAAUAUUGGCGGGAUGACAUUACCGGCAUCGAUUAUCGUCAGUCGCUUUUCAUGUGGUACAUUUCAGUGGUACUCGAUUCAUUCGAGUAUAUCUACACACAUGUGUCUGUCUCGCUCUGAUCGCUGGAUAUUACCCGGGUAGAGGCGGGUAAGCGGACACUAUUAUGUCACAACAUCACACACCACCAGUGGCAAGGUAUAGAGCGAAGUCAGGCCAUGAACCCAAGAACAGCCAGGCACGUUGCUCAUAGCACACGUGAUUCUAUCUAUUCCGUUUCUAUUCGCUGCAUCGACAUAAUGAUUAAGUCGUGAUGAAUUCACUUCUAUUGUACGAUUGAUUGUCCACCAUUUCUUUAUUUCAUUAUCGCUCUGCAUUCUACAAAUAACUUGUCAGUGCUUCAGAAUUUUGGCGGUUUUUAUUUUAAUUUAAAUAAAUUUUCAGAAUGAUCUUUUAAUUUGUGUCUAGAAAUCGAAAUAUGUCCAAAUGUUGCCUGUGCGCCUCAUUUUCUUGUGGUAUUUUUGGGGAUUUUUGAGUAGGUCAGGAAGUGAGUCCAGCUGGUGGGUCUUAUCUCCUUACUUCCAUGUCUCCCCCAAUUUCCUUCACAAUUUUAACGUUCUCUCUCAUCUCCAAAAUUAACCCAAUGUAUUUACUCACAAUUACAAAUACGGAAGGCUUCAUAAUAUAAAUAAGGUGAACAAUAAUUUGAAUUGGAAGAGUUAGCGAAUUAUUGUCAAUGGUCUACUGGAACCUCUCUUCCCUGUGAUUUAUUUUCAGAGGAACGUGUUUGUAAACACGUAGCUACUUAUCCUUAAUAUACUCAACGUGACAUAACGAAGGUUCUAGCAACGUAAAAUCUAUUAAUAAGAGAAAAAGAAAAUCUUUGCAGUUCGAAGACAACAACUGUCGAUUACAUCUUAUUCUUCGUUCUGUUUGGAUUCUUUUAUUUAUCGAUGCAUCCGUUUGCAGAUGCGAUAACAGGUGUUCGUGAUAAGCAGCAUCAUCUUGUUACAUCUCUUCUCUUGCCCCCCCCCUCUUUGCCGCUCUCCUACCACCCUAGGAAAGCCUAUAAACUUCCUGCGGAGAAUUAUAUAUUCAAACAUUAUGUUUCUCGUCACGUUUGUAAACACGAAUGGUAACAAGUAGCUGAAAAAAAUUAUCUGGCCAUGAACUGUGUCGCAUUUUUAGUUGCAACUUAACUCAACCGAGGUAGAGGUGCCAUUAACUGUCCAUCAACGAUUUUAUGGCGUGAUGCAGACGGCUUUCAACUUCGGCCGUGUGUAUAUUUUUGGAUUUUCGUCACAAGCCGGGUGAGACAUUGUUGGGGAAGGUACUGGAUUGGUUCAUCAAGCAUGAGAGCAGUGAAUUCCCAUGUCCAUGAAUUUUUAAUUGUGUUAUUAAAAGGCUGGAAGUUUCAUUGUAAUGGGGAAAGCCGAUUUAUGUGUUUAGAUUGCGGAAAUAAUUGUCUGAGUAAAUGAUUCGCACCACCUUGUUCGGGAAAUUUACCAACAAAUCGGAGAUUAUUGCAAAACGAUCUUAUUUCCACUGCUUAUAGGUGAGACGUCGAUUGAUUAUAAAGAUACGAAUGAUUGCGGAAUUAUUUUCAAAGGUAUAUCGGCACGAAGAGAAAUUCUGUUGAAAUAAUUGAAUCGAAAUUUCUGAUUUUUUAUCUAAAUUUACAUUGAUUUAUUUUCACAUCAUAAUAACAUACAUUCAAUACAAAUCAUUAAUAUUUAUUUACAAUACAUUACAAUGUUAAAAGUCAAGGGAUCGCGUAAUCAUCAUCAAUUGAUCAUUAUUAUGUUGAUUCAUUGAAGUAAUAAAAUCCACCAUAGCCUGCAGUGGUAAUAACAUCACAAUAACAUGACAAUCAGUAAUUAAUGUCAUUGAAUCAUUCAAUACAUCGAUUCAUUCUACGAAUUAAAUAUCUCCCUUCAAACCGUGAUAAAAUAUCCAUACGACUCAUUCAUACUCUCCUGUCUGUUAUUUGAUCAAGUGAUCGAUCGCGGGUACCCAUUUCCGAAUUAUUUAAUUAACGAUGAUAUCAAUUCAACGAAAUUGUGAAACCCACCAUGCCUGCAGUGGUAAUAGCGUAGCAAUUUACAUUGAAUUAAUUUAAAUGACAGAGAGCUGUUUAUUCUCAUCUCGAGAUUCAUCGAUCAAGCCCUGCACUUGCGACCAGGUUUUCUGCAGCAACGAAAGCUGUCAUCACUCGAGUCGUAAUCAGAGGAGCCGUAGGACGUUGAGUGCUCUUUAACAAAAAUCAUCAAGUGGUUGCAUAAUAUAUGGAAAUUAAGGAAUUUUCAUUAAUUUACUUAUCACUUCGGGACAUUGAGGUCCUCAAUUUUUAGAUUAUCAAUGUUAUUGUUGGCAUGAAUGGAUUGAUGAUUUUUUCACUCACUUGUACGACGUUUUGUUGGUUUCCUUUUGUUAACGAGCUUAGCCUGACGGGCAGCCUGCACCUUUUUCCCACCCCUUUUCUUGGACGAGGUGAAGGGGCACUCAAAGCCGUCAGAGGAGUCGCUCUCUGACUCCGAGGAGGAGGUGGUGUAAUCAGAUGAGGAUGUGUAACUGGAUGACUCGUU